This is a messenger RNA of Octopus bimaculoides (California two-spot octopus), 1989 nucleotides long. RefSeq lists its product as uncharacterized. Lineage: Eukaryota; Metazoa; Mollusca; Cephalopoda; Octopoda; Octopodidae. Gene Ontology annotation, biological process: fatty acid metabolic process; lipid biosynthetic process. The record is from RefSeq and is a predicted model, not a curated record. Gene Ontology annotation, cellular component: endoplasmic reticulum; membrane. Gene Ontology annotation, molecular function: heme binding; fatty acid 2-hydroxylase activity; iron ion binding.
ACACACACACACUCAUACCAACCAACCAACCAGCCAACCAGCCAGCCAAACAAGUACAUUUUGUGAAAACUGGAUCUACGUUGGUUGGAAGUAGCACGAUGCCAGAGCGGCUGGCUACAGCCGGAGUCGAUAUUCCAAAUUACAACAAAGACAAGAAGCGCCUUUUGAUGACUAAAAACAAUCAGCAAUAUGAUAUAACCGAUUUUAUCAGUCUGCACCCAGGAGGGGCCGAAAUUCUAUACAAACACCGUAACGAGGAUCUUGGCCGUUUAAUGACCGCCUCAGAAAACGGUUUUCACAGACAUUCUCAAGCUGCCUUCAGGAUACUGGAGAAUUAUAGAAUUAAUGAUUACCUUAAUGAAAAUGAUCAGUCGAUGUGUAAACGGAAUAAUUCCACUGAACAGAUUCAGAACACUGCCUUGGUUGACUGGGACAAGCCCAUGCUAGAGCAAGUCGAUCAGUUGGGUGACAAAUACUUUGACUGGGUACACCAACCAGAGGAACAUCACAUUAGGCUAUUUCACUCAGAUUUUUGUGAAUUUUUCUCAAUGGCCCCUUGGUGGUUAGUACCUGUCAUCUGGAUACCAGUUAUGUGCCUUGGAAUGUACCAAGCUUAUCAAAAUAUUAGCGUCCAUACAGAGAUUUUAGGAUUUCCAUUUCUACAAGAAGGUAUUGAGAUCAAAUCCCACCAUCUCCUAUUGCUGUACAUAGCAGGACUGUUUCAGUGGACCCUACUUGAAUAUUUGAUACACCGCUGGCUUUUUCACUUACGUCCUGUUAUUAAUUCACCGUUCUUCAUUCGAAUGCACUUCAUCUUACAUGGACAACAUCACAAGGCACCAUUGGACAAAACACGUUUAGUUUUCCCACCCAUCCCAGCAUCAGUAUUUGCUUUCUGUAUAUAUAACAUGUUGCUACUGAUCUACCCCGUGGCUGUGGCGCAAUCCUUGUUUUCUGGCACUGUGAUGGGCUAUUUGAUCUAUGAUUUGAUCCACUACUACCUACACCAUGGUUCUCCAGUCAUGGCUUACUUCAAAGAACUCAAGCAUUAUCAUAUGUUGCAUCAUUAUGUACACCAACACAAUGGUUUUGGUAUUUCCAGUAAAUUUUGGGAUUAUCCAUUUGGUACUCUGAUCUCUACAAAGGAUAACCAAUAACCCAUCUAGUAGUAAUAAAAUAUCAAACUAUUUAAUUAGUAAUAUAAAAUUGAUAGCGUUACAGAAUAAAUUACAAACAAAUAUAAAUAUAUUGGCAAGCAGUAAGAUCUACUGAAAGUAGUGAAGGUCUCUGCAUUGUUAAAAGUUAUUGAGUAUAAAUAGUUUAAAAGUGGAAUGUAUUGGUUUGCCGAGGAGAACGAAAAUCAUAACAUUGUCAGUAGAAGUCCUCACUGGACAAAUCUUGGAUGAAAAAUCCUGCCCAAAACAUUAAACUUCUUUUCUUAAUAGGAAACCAAUUUAUUCAGUUUACAAAUAUUUUAGUAGUGGGCAGUAUUUGCAGAAUGAAUAGUGAAAAAAAAUAAAGAAAAGAUUUACAGUAAAUCAAUAAUUUUAAUAUAUAUUUGUUUAAAGAAGAAAUAGAAAUGUAACCAAUUAGAGUUUGUUAUAUUGAUAAUUUAUUGGACAUUAUACAAAUGAUUUUGUUCAAAAUUAUACUAACAAUAUAGUAGAAAUCUUUAUACUAACAAUAUUAGAUAUGUUGAUGUAUUCUGACAAAAAUGACAGAAUGAUGAAUCAUGACUUCAAUGUCAUAUUGGUCAGAAUGGGAAUGUAUUCAGUAGUAGCAGAAAGAAUAGACAAGAAAUAUGAGCUACAAAAAAUUAUUAUUUUUUUAAUGUGAACAAUAUUAGACAUUAAAUAAACAAAUUUGAUACAGAGAAACAGGUUUAUUGACAGGAUUUUAAAUAUGUAUCUAUAGCUUAUCAGGAAACCAUGUUGCCAUUUAUACCACACUGAUCUUAUUCCUUCCAUCUCAAUAAACCACUUAAAUCUA